ACGGCCAAGAACCGGGAGUCGGCCCUGGGCCUGGCUGGGGGCAUCUUUGUGGCACAUCCUCAGCAGGGCUGCUGUGCUCAGGGAGCCCCAGGGGCGAGGGCGGGGCUGCGGAGCCUGUGCCCCGCCCCCCGGCAUCUGGGAAAAGGAAGCGCAAAAAGGGAGAACCGGCCACAGUCACUGCACUCGUUUCCCAUCUCGCUCUCAGGACUGAACGCAGCUGCAGGUGGGAGACCACCACAGAGGGGGAGCUUUCGGCCGCAGCCUAAUAACACUGAGGGUCUGGCAGUGGCCCCCAUGGGGUCUGUGAACUCCCGAGGUCACAAGGCGGAAGCCCAGGUGGUGAUGAUAGGCCUGGACUUGGCCGGCAAGACCACGCUCCUGUACAAACUGAAGGGCCACCAGCUGGUGGAGACCCUGCCCACCGUGGGUUUCAACGUGGAGCCUCUCGAAGCCCCUGGGCACGUGUCUCUGACCCUCUGGGAUGUUGGGGGGCAGAGCCAGCUCCGGGCCAGCUGGAAGGACUACCUGGAGGGCACGGACGUCCUCAUGUACGUGCUGGACAGCACAGACGAGGCCCGCUUGCCUGAGGCGGUGGCUGAGCUCACCGAGGCCCUGGACGACCCCCAUCUGGCCAGUGUGCCCCUCCUGGUGCUGGCCAACAAGCAGGAGGCCCCCCACGCCCUGCCGCUGCCUGAGAUCAGAGACAGGCUGGGCUUGCACAGGUUCCAGGGGCACAGCUGGGAGCUGCAGGGCUGCAGCGCCCUUACCGGAGAGGGGCUUCCCGAGGCCCUGGAGAGCCUGAGGCGCCUCCUGAAAUCCUGCAACCACUGUAACUCCAGAUUUAUUGUUUGUCUUUCACAUUAAAAUCAAUAAGCCCGCGCGCCUAGAGCCCGUGCUCUGCAACAAGAGAAGGCACCGCAAUGAGAAGCCCGCGCACCGCAACGAAGAGUAGCCCCUGCUCGCCGGAACUAGAGAAAGCCCACGCACGGCAACAAAGACCCAAUGCAACCAAAAAUGAAUAAAUAAAUAAUUUUAAAAACUAAAAUCAACAAUUCACCUGGAGUUGAUAUUGUGCAUGAUGUGAGGUAAGGAUCAAAAUUCAUUUUUCCCACAUGGACAUGCAACUGACCCAGUACCAUUUAUUGAAAAGACCAUCCUUUCCCCAUUGUUCUGCAGUGGCACCUUUUUCCUAAAUCCAGUGUCCAUAUAUAGGAAGGUCUGUUUCUGGACUUUCUAGUCUGUUCCAUUGGUCUAUCCGUCUGUUGGCUUUCUGGUGCCAACACCACAUUGCCUUAAUUACUGUGGCUUUAUAUGAAGACUCGAUGUCUGGUAGAGUAAGUCCUCCAGCUUUAUGCUUCUACAACAUUGUCUUCGCCCUCUUGGCCCUUUGCAUUGCCAUAAAAUCAACUUGUUAUCAUUUAAAAAAUGAUAAAUAGAUAAAUCUGUUGGGAUUUUGAUUGGGAUUACAUUGAAUCUAUAGCUCAAUUUGGGGAGAAUUGACUUCUUUGCAAUACUGAGCUUUCCAAUCCAUGCACAUGACAUGUCUCUCUGCUUAUUUAGGUCUUAUUUAACUUCUCUCAAUGUUUUAUAGUUGUUUUUGUUUUCUGUGUAAGCCUUAAUAUCUUUCAAUUUCCC
This is a messenger RNA of Kogia breviceps (pygmy sperm whale), 1635 nucleotides long. RefSeq names its product ADP ribosylation factor like GTPase 11 (gene ARL11). NCBI's taxonomy places the organism in Eukaryota, Metazoa, Chordata, Mammalia, Artiodactyla, Physeteridae. Gene Ontology annotation, molecular function: GTPase activity; GTP binding. Gene Ontology annotation, biological process: intracellular protein transport; vesicle-mediated transport. Gene Ontology annotation, cellular component: plasma membrane; cytoplasm. The record is from RefSeq and is a predicted model, not a curated record.